Oreochromis aureus is the source of this 1813-nucleotide messenger RNA. RefSeq names its product myelin-oligodendrocyte glycoprotein-like. The transcript is spliced from 5 exons. The record is from RefSeq and is a predicted model, not a curated record. Bases 67 to 720 code for a protein of 217 amino acids. NCBI's taxonomy places the organism in Eukaryota, Metazoa, Chordata, Actinopteri, Cichliformes, Cichlidae.
AUCAGGUAGGCGGGAUGAAAGUAGGUCUGUUCAGCGGCACGUAGAAAGUUAGACUCUGAUGCUGAAAUGGAUAUUGAAGAGUUCACUUUCAGUAUCUCUCUCUCCACUCUAACAGUUACCUUUUUACUGCUUUUUGUCCUCAAACCCAUUGGAGGUCAGUUACAUGUGGUCGGAUCACUUCAGCCUAUCGUGGCCGCUCCAGGUGAUGAUGUCAUCCUGCCAUGUCACAUGGAGCCAAAGUUUAAUGUGGCGGGACUGACGGUGGAGUGGUCGAGGCCCGAUCGUCGUCCUGACCCCAACGACCGUCUGAGUCGAGUGGAAUAUGUUCAUCUUUACAGAGACGCCCGAGAGGUCCCCGACAUGAAGAUCCCAUCGUACAUCGGGAGGACGGCGUUGUUCACAGACGGCCUGAGAGAAGGAAACAUCUCACUAAGAAUCACUAAUGUGAUACAAGAAGAUGAAGGAAGAUACAGAUGUUUCAUCCCAAAGUUAAAGAGUCAAACAAAGUCUUCAAUUGUUCGUCUGAUUGUUGCUGAAACUGUGACAACAGAGACACCGCUGCAUCCUGAAACUCUCUCAACUCCUCAUCCGAUGGAUGAGUUUCACAGUAAAGGUGGUUUGUCCCAUCGGAGCCGACUGAUCCCACUUGUGGUUUUCUGUGUUUUUAUUCUGCUCUGUGUCGCAGUCGCAGGACUCUGGUUCACUGAGUUGAAGCAUUGAAAAACAGAAGUAUGUCUUGCGAGUGCAGCUUUGUAGGUGGCUUAAUCUUGGACACAUGGGAAACAUUAACAGAGGUGAAAGCAUCACCCACUUCACAACAACAACCAUCAUUGGUGCCAAAGUUGACUUUUGGGAUCAAACUUCAAAAGCGUGAGGACCUACAAUUUUGAUGCCUUGCUCAUGGGCACAUUGGAAACAUUAAGAGAGGAGAAAGUGCCAACUUCUUACUUACGUUUAGAUGUUUCUUAUUUGUUUGAGGAGCCGAAGAACUUUCCCAGCCUCCUGUGGGCACAGUGGGCCUGCAGCAGGUGAAUUUCAUGACGUCCUGCAGUCUGUUUGUACCUGAAUUUUACUUUUAAGCCCUGUGAUGAUGCCUGAGAUUGUAUGGCUGGUCUGGUGACUUCCAAAGGGUUUAACCACAGAAAUAACAUCCAUUACUUGAGUCAAAGCCGACCUCUGGCAAACAUAUGGACAAUUUGUGUCACAACUGUGAAGUAUCAGGUUGUACUGCAGCACUAAGACUGAAAUUGUUUUGUGAGACUUUGAUCAAAUCUUAAUAACCUCACAUAUAAAUUCUCUUGCAUGUGAGGUUGUUUACAAAGAAACACUUAAGUCUAAUUGGAUGUCCUUUCACGAGAGCUAGAUCUGAAGUGCUUUAAAUGUUCUUGCAUUUAUACCUGCGUUAGUUUGAACUUUGAGCUGAGUAGCUUGUGGGAACAUGAAAUGCCAGUUUAGAUACUAAAAUAAAUACCUGUUUAAGGUAUUUAUUUUCUCUUUCGGACAGCUUGGAGCUAAAGGUGCUUUCCAUGUGUUUGUUUUGUUAAAGUUCCUAACUGUCACUCUGACAUACUGAUUGUUUUGUCAAGCUCAACUUUCUGCUUCCUUCUUACGGAAGGAAUAUCCAAUAUGUAGUUCUGUUGUUUUAGGCUUUAUCCUAUUUUAAAAUGGCUCUUAAAGAAAUGUGAGUCUUCUCUUUGGAACAUUGUUUUUUAUAGUUUGAACCUUUUGUUUAUUCUGCACUUUCAAACUAAUUCAAUUGAAAUUUGAAGCAAAGUGUUUCUUGACAAAUUCUUCUCAGAUAAAGUUCAUUUGC